This is a messenger RNA of Knipowitschia caucasica, 1425 nucleotides long. NCBI's taxonomy places the organism in Eukaryota, Metazoa, Chordata, Actinopteri, Gobiiformes, Gobiidae. The record is from the annotation of a GenBank genome assembly.
AUGGUGGUAGAUGACAUUCAGUUUCUAAGUAUUCUUAAAGGAAAACGCAUUAAACUGACCUUGAAAAAUGCGGCCUACCUCGGCAUCGUCCACCGCAUCAACUCCAACAAAACCAUCGUUCUGGCCGACGUUGUUGGAGCCGAGAAUGGCUGCAAAUAUCCAGGGUCUAAAAUGUUUUUCGGGCAUGACAUAAUUAAUGUGGAAUUCACCAAUGAAGAAGAAAAGGCCAAUAAAAAUGCAGGACAGAAGAUUCUUGAGGAACAGAUGACGAUAGAAAAGUUCCAGCCGUACAGGAGAGCUGUGGGGCUGGACGACGAUGACGAUGAAGAGGAGGGGGAAUUCAUCAACUUCAUUGUUAUUGAUGAGUUUCAUGAGAAGUUUGGUUCAGCUAUCAUGCACAUCAAAAAGCAACAAGUGGUCGGAGUCGGAGUCGACGGAGUGGAAAUAUACAAACACGGGAGGCUGUGCUGGCUUCAGAUUUCAACAAAACACAAGGUGUUCCUCUUUGAUAUCUUGCUGCUUGGUGCUCGUGCAUUUAAAAAUGGACUCUCCAUGAUCCUUCAGAGUAAACAGAUCUUAAAGGUCAUUCAUGACUGCAGAGCUGUCACAGGAUGUUUAUCUUCUCAGUUUGGAGUCAAUUUGACCAAUGUUUUUGACACUCAGGUCGCAGAUGUGAUGUGCUUCUACUCAGAGACUGGAGGUUUACUGCCAAACAGAGUGAGCACUCUGCAGGAGGUGAUCAAUCUACAUCUGAAGGUUCCCUCUUCACAGCUUCUGUCUUUGCAAAUGAAGUCUCAGCUCACACAGGAGAAGGGGAUAUGGUACAAGCGGCCCUGCCCUCUGCCCCUGCUCAAGGUCAUGGCUCUGUCUGUGGUCCACAUGCAGCCUCUGCGCCUGGUGCUGCUGGACACACUCAUGACAGACUACUUGUUCUUGGUGGAUUCCUAUCUCAAAAGUAGUCAUUUCCAGCCUGAUGAGCUGGAGCAGCUCACUAUGGAGAGUGUUUUGGAGCUGCCUAAGGAGCUCAGACAGCUGGAGCAAAUGCGGUGUGAUCGCCAGGAGUGGGCAGCUGAGCAGUUCCCAGUGACGGACCAAGGUCUGCUCCGUCGUUUUAACCCCAGAUUGAAGAGAAGAGCUAACGAAGCGCUGCAGCAGACACAAGAGGCCUGUAAACCUGAGAGUGUGGAGGUGUCUCCUGCUCAGGACGCCCCUUCUCCAGCCUUUCCGUGGGCAGGCAGAGGACGAACAGACACAAACACUGACAAGUGUCCUCUUCCAGGCCGGCCUGGUGUCAGCCGAGGCUUGUUCCUCCACACAGCGCCUGCUGAGAGCCCUGGGAAAGCUGCCGUGGAUUCUGCAUCUGCUCAGAGUGAGAAGGGGCUGAAGUUGUCUCUUAGUCAGUCCUUCAGGUUGUUCAAGGAUUAA